UUGCCAGCGGAACGCCGAGGCGCCUCGCCCAUUGGUGGAGACGGUUGCGCGUUGGAGGCCCGAGCGGCCCGGCCCGCUCCGUGUCAGUCAGUCAUGGAGCAGCCUCCCAGAGCCGCGGCCGCGGGGGCGGCGGGGCGCGGGGCGCGGGGGCCCGGCUGAGCCGGCAGUCCAAGCUCGAGCCUGCGGCAGAGACGACGGAGGCGGAAGCGACCGGAUCACGGAGGGAGCCGCGGCGGGAGGAGCCGGAGCCGCCUGGGAUGUUCAGUCAUGAAACGAGUGCGCACCGAGCAGAUUCAGAUGGCAGUGUCCUGCUACCUCAAACGCCGGCAAUACGUGGACUCGGACGGUCCCCUCAAGCAAGGACUGCGGCUUUCACAGACUGCUGAAGAGAUGGCAGCCAAUCUCACAGUCCAAUCAGAAUCUGGUUGUGCCAACAUAGUGUCUGCAGCCCCUUGCCAGGCAGAGCCGCAACAAUAUGAAGUACAGUUUGGACGACUGAGGAAUUUUCUCACUGAUUCUGACUCCCAACAUAGCCACGAAGUUAUGCCUCUCCUCUAUCCUCUCUUUGUCUACCUCCAUCUAAACCUGGUCCAGAACAGUCCGAAAAGCACAGUGGAAAGUUUUUACAGCCGCUUCCAUGGAAUGUUUCUACAGAAUGCUAGCCAGAAGGAUGUCAUUGAGCAGCUACAGACCACUCAAACCAUCCAGGACAUCCUGUCUAACUUCAAGCUUCGAGCAUUCCUAGAUAACAAAUAUGUGGUCCGUCUCCAAGAAGACAGCUACAACUACCUUAUCCGCUACCUCCAAAGUGACAACAACACCGCUCUGUGCAAAGUCCUCACCUUGCAUAUCCAUCUUGACGUGCAGCCCGCCAAGAGAACAGACUACCAGCUGUAUGCCAGUGGCAGUUCCUCACGAAGUGAUGGCAAUGGCUUAGAGCCCACUGACAUGCCUGCCCCCAUUCUUCAGAACGAGGCUGCCCUGGAAGUCUUGCAGGAGAGCAUUAAGCGUGUCAAGGAUGGCCCUCCCUCCCUUACCACCAUCUGUUUCUAUGCCUUCUAUAAUACAGAACAGCUGUUGAACACUGCAGAAAUCUCCCCAGACAGCAAGUUGCUUGCUGCUGGGUUUGACAACUCCUGUAUUAAACUGUGGAGUUUACGAUCCAGGAAGUUAAAAUCAGAACCCCAUCAAGUUGACGUUUCCCGCAUUCACUUGGCUUGUGAUAUUUUGGAGGAGGAGGAUGAUGAGGAUGAUAAUGCAGGCACAGAAAUGAAGAUACUACGGGGGCACUGUGGACCAGUGUACAGCACAAGGUUCCUCGCAGACAGCUCAGGGUUGCUCUCUUGCUCAGAAGACAUGUCCAUUAGGUACUGGGACCUUGGGAGUUUCACCAACACUGUGUUGUACCAAGGACAUGCCUACCCUGUGUGGGACCUGGACAUUAGCCCGUACAGCCUGUACUUCGCCAGUGGUUCUCAUGACCGCACUGCAAGGCUCUGGUCAUUUGAUCGGACGUACCCUCUGAGAAUAUACGCAGGACACCUGGCAGAUGUGGACUGCGUCAAAUUCCACCCUAAUUCAAACUACUUAGCUACAGGCUCUACUGACAAAACUGUUCGACUGUGGAGUGCUCAGCAGGGGAACUCAGUGAGGCUCUUCACAGGCCACCGCGGCCCUGUGCUCUCUCUUGCCUUCUCUCCCAAUGGUAAGUACUUGGCGUCCGCUGGCGAGGACCAGCGUUUGAAGCUAUGGGACUUGGCAUCUGGGACCCUUUACAAAGAACUGAGAGGCCACACAGACAAUAUUACGAGCCUCACCUUCAGUCCAGACAGUAGCCUGAUUGCCUCUGCAUCCAUGGACAACUCCGUGCGCGUCUGGGACAUUAGAAACACAUACUGCAGCGCACCUACUGACGGCUCCUCCAGCGAACUUGUGGGUGUGUAUACUGGGCAGAUGAGCAAUGUACUGAGUGUGCAGUUCAUGGCCUGUAACCUCCUUCUAGUGACGGGAAUCACACAAGAAAAUCAGGAACAUUAAUUUUUUUUUAAUCUUCAUUUUAAUGAAAUGGGGCUUUGGUAGGCCUCCAGAUUUCGUCUUAGGACAGACUGAGAUUGAAUCACUGGCUGACUGUGAAAGACUUCCCCACUUCUCCUCCUACUGUGCAACCAUUCUGAGCACACCACCCCUUCACCCUGCCCCCCUAACCCCAGAUGGACUGGGGUGUGAGGGGAAGGGAAUUUUAAGUGGGCAUGAGAUCAAUUAGAUGCUCUGGAGGUCACGUUGCAAGUUCUUAGAAAGAUCCCACUGUCAUCAUGCAAGCGCCUUGUCUCUGUCUCAUUUCCCCUUUGUAAAAUCAAGAUGCUGCUUACCUUCUCUGGUACUGCAUUUGGUCUGAGGUUUGUGGCAGAGCAUUCUUGGAAAAAGCAGUGCAACAGGGUCAGACAAGCAUCAGUUACUUGGGUGGAAGGGAAGCCUUGCUGGCAUAGGAAUGUGGGGUGGGAACUAGGAGAGGGGGUAGGGACAAUCUGCCCUCCCACCUCACCUCAAAAAAAAAAAAAACACUUUCCUUUUUUUGUAAUUACAGAGAACCAGGAUUUUUUAAAAUAAUUGUUAUUAUAAUUAUUAUUAUUUAGAAAAGGAAAGCUAGCACUGGCAGAGGGUGCCUUCUCUGCUCUUAUCUUUCAGGUUUGACUCCUGGCAUGAGCUGUGACACUUGGAAUUUUGAGGUUCAGGGAAUUCAGAAAAUCUAGUAGCACAGUGUGUUAGGAGAAAGGGAAAACUUCUGGGAGAAAAACUGAGCACUCUAGCUGAUACGUUUCUAUAAAUGGGUGAAUGGAGUUGAAUGAGAAUGUCUUGGGCUCUUGCAGUGAUGGUGGGAAAAAAGAUUCUUUUCAUGGCUGCAUUUCUGUUAACAAUUUUCUCCCCUAAAAGGACAAAUUGUGAAAAGAAAUUAAAAUAAUUACAAGGGGUAGGUCACCAGAUAGAAAAUGUUGAAUUUCCAAAGUGAUACUUCACUCAAAUGUGUGGCUUUUUCAGUAUAUUUUUUUCUCUCAAUAUCAUCAGUUCCCACCUUCUGCAUUGCAAUAGCAGUUUAAUGAACACUUUGUGAAACAAAUUGUAAGUACAUACACAUGCACAUAAAAUGAUGCUUUGAGGAUAAAGCAAGUUCUAAUUUGUGGGAAAAGAAUUAAAUAUUUUUGUUUUCUGAAGAGAGUUAUUUUGUAUUUUGUUUUCUAUUAAAAAGUAUUUAGUUUCAAAAGAAAGUGCUGGCAUCUCGUUUAAACUGUGAGGACAGUCAGGUGUGUUGUCUGUUCAGGUGACAAGCAGCUCAGCUGAAUUCAGGUUUCUAGCCAGUUAUGAGGCCAGACUAGCCCCAGCAGAAGUAUUUUCUUGUCUGUUUCUAGACUCUGUUUAGCUUACUUUGAGUCAUGUUUCAUUUUAGCUCUCUUGGAUUAUUGAAAGCAUUUAAUGCUAUUUAUACAUCCAAAAUUGCCAACUGCUGGCCCAAUAUACCAUAUAUUUUACUAUCUGGAAUUAUUUGAUAAGAUCCUGUUUCCUAAAUUUCUUUAAACGAAUCUAGGAACAUAAGAACUAUGUUAUUUGAUUAAUUUAAACUUUUUAUUGAGCAAUUCCAGAUAAAGGACUCAUUCAAAGAUUAAAUGAUGCCAAAACUUCAUACUUUGAAACAUAACUUUCUGGUAAGGAUUCUAAAAAUUACCAGAAAAUGAAAUAGGAAGACUAUAGAAUUCUAUGCCAAGAUUUUUUUCACUUAUGGAAGAUGCUAUGAAAUGUUUUUUUAUUCAUAAAGGCUCAUAUAUUUGAUACAAUGUAAAAAAUCCAGCCGAUCAGACACUAUCAUCUUCUACUUGAUCUUCAGUAAAAUCUAAAAUUCAAAUGGGUUCUUAACUGUAAUAAAUGAAUUCUUAAAUUAUAUUGUGUCAUAUAUUACUACAAUGAUAUACCUAAAUCGGGCUGAAAGGCUCUCAGAUGUGAAAACAACACUGAUUCAAUGUGACUUGAAAAGGUUUUGUUUAUUAAUGAAUUUCUUUGAUUAUACACAAAAAUGUAUUGGGUUGGUCAGUUUUUACUAGUCAUGUAGAUACUUUGUGAUUUCAGUUCAAGCUCUUUAUUAUUUGUAUAUUUGGCCUUUUUUUUUUUUACUUUUGUGAACUAAUUUUAAUGUGGGGUAAUUUAUCUUUAUAAAUUGUCCCUCACAGCUUCCCCCAAAUCUUGGAAAUACUGUAAGAUGUAUGUAUGUAUGUUUAUAUCCACAAGGAUCUAUAAAAAUAUAAUUACACUCUUGCACUGUUUUAUCUUCAGAGCAAUCCUGUGAGGUGGACAGGACUAGUGAUGCUGCAGGUUUGUAGAUAAAAUAUGAACAGCCAAGAAAAGCCACAUUAUCUCUCCACACCCAAAAUGAAAUGAUCACAAGUCUUAGGCAUGUUAUAGAGAGGGUCUGUAUUCGGCAUCCUCAAGUUCCAGCUGCAAGGUGUAACUCUGAAGGUAGUAAAAAUUCAUAGUUCUCCCAAAGGAAAUAUAAAUGAAAAUUAUUUAACAAGUGUAUACAUAUAUAUUUACAUAUAUGUAUAUAUAGUGUUUAUUAUCUUCCAGCAGCCACAAAAGAAAAAAACAACUAUAUGAGACAUAUAUUUCCAUAACAACCCUAUGAGGGUGAGUUCCGUUUUUAUCCUCAUUUUAUAGAUAAGGAAUCCGAGGCACUGACGAUCUUGCCAAAGGUCAUGCACUAGUGAUCAGUAACCUGAAAUUUGAACCUGGGUCAUCUGAUUACAUCCAUACUAUUUUCCAUAUUGUCUCCAUUCACACAGUUCCAGGGAAAGGGUGAUCAGAGUUUAAGAGUAACUACAGGUUCUUGGCAAUAGUUAUAAAACUGAUGCUUCCUUUUGCCAAAUAAAUCGGUAAAAUAUGGGAUCAGGUGCUGGCAGUAAGAAGGAACUUAAUAUAUAGCUAAAAGAACCAGAAUAUUUAGUUACUUGGACCAUAAUAAAAAAUAUUCUCAUGUACAUAGAUGGGGGAAAGCAGUUCAAGCUUCUCAAGACUGAAAGAUUCAGAAGAUCUGAAUGUACUUUUAAUUUAGCAGUAGACUGACCAAAAUAAUGAAAAUUAGGAUAAAAGAAAGUAAUGAAUAAAAGUGCAACGGGAAAAAAUUUUUUAUAAUUUUUAUAUUCAAGAUUCAACUUCUAAGGAUAUCAUGAUUAUUUGCCUUUAUUUGUUUUAUUCAUGUAUUUAAAAUGUCUUGGUUAUAUAAAAAAUUUAUUGCAUAUUUAGGGUUCUAAUUUUUCUAUUGCUUAGAUUGGUAUUUAAGUAUAUGGAUUAAAAGAUUAGUCUGUACUUCAA
Sorex fumeus (smoky shrew) is the source of this 5355-nucleotide messenger RNA. RefSeq names its product TATA-box binding protein associated factor 5 like (gene TAF5L). Gene Ontology annotation, molecular function: transcription coactivator activity; protein binding. The coding region runs from base 268 to 2037 and encodes 589 amino acids. Gene Ontology annotation, biological process: regulation of DNA-templated transcription. NCBI's taxonomy places the organism in Eukaryota, Metazoa, Chordata, Mammalia, Eulipotyphla, Soricidae. The record is from RefSeq and is a predicted model, not a curated record. Gene Ontology annotation, cellular component: nuclear protein-containing complex; histone acetyltransferase complex. The transcript is spliced from 5 exons.